Molecule: messenger RNA, 582 nt
Organism: Anisakis simplex (herring worm)
Lineage: Eukaryota; Metazoa; Nematoda; Chromadorea; Rhabditida; Anisakidae
Source: the annotation of a GenBank genome assembly
AUGGUUUUAUUGCAGAACCGUUAUCAGUGUGCGUUACCCACAACAACGACUGAGAAAACAUCGGAUUCAGCGGAAGGUCGUUUCAAUUUGGAGGAUGCAAAGCGAGAAAUGCGAGAGGCAGAUCAAUUCGACAAGGCGGCCUAUCGAGAGAGAAUGAAGAAACUUAGACAGGAGAAGAAAGCGAAACUGAAGAAGAAACUGAACGAACAAAGGAAAGGAAACGAAGAGACAAGUGGUGGUGCAGUGUUGGAUCUGGCUGAUCGACAAGGGGAUUCCGGAGAGUCUGGUGGAGAGGAUGCCGGAGGCAACGAAGAUCUAUCGUGGUUACCGGAUCCGGAUAAACCGAAGAAAUACGACGAGCAAUGGAAUGAAAUUGUUGAUGAUAAUGCUGAUGAAGGAAAUGAACCGAGGGUUGAGCAACGUAUCACGAGUGGCGAUGGCGAUGUGACGGAAAGUUUGAAGAAGAAGAAGCGGAAAAAAGAAAUUCCGAAUGAAAAAAUGAAAAAAUCGCAAAAAAUUCGAACGAGUAACGUGAUCGAUGCUGAAGCGAAGGCAUUGGCAUUGCUGGAAGGAACAAACUGA